GCGGUACUUUCCAUUGGAACUCUGGUCCAUGGAACAGAUACGUUGCGUUGUUUCACAGCUUAAAUCGCUUGUACACGAAGAUGCAAAGUCAACCUAGAAGCGGAAAAACGAAGGAACGACUAUGCAUAUGCACAGCAGCUUGUCUUAGGAGGCAUCUCGGCAGUCUGCUACGCUUUUGUACAUGGCCAUAGAAAUGCAGGAUGGUUUUCGAUAUGGAAGCAAUGACCAGAGAAAGAGCAUGGAGGACUACUUUUUCUCAGCAGACUCGUACGGAAUUUUGAUGAUUAGAUUGAUGCACAGUAUGUGUCUACGGGAUAGAAAAGUGACGAGAAGAUUGUAAAGAAGUAAAACAUGAAUUGUUAGACUGCACGAAGGCACAUGCUCUUGCGUGCUAGGGGCAGCCAACGAGAUGUUGUUGAAGGUGUGUUGGUGCCCUUUGAAUCAGCUUGCCCAUCCAUGUUAUCUUCACCACACCAUGGGGAUCUCCUGAACACCAAAACCAUGACCAGCCUCUUCCUGCUCCUUGGCUUGCUUCUCACUGGCAUCAGCCCAAGACUCACCACCGCCCAUCUCGGACAGUUCAUCAAAAGCAGAGUCCUUGGGACUGAGACCGUCUCCACCGUUGGUGAAAGUAGCAGUAGCGGGCGGUGUAGCAGUCCAAUCACCACCGGCCUCAAUGGUAACAUCACCCACAGUCUCAGUAGGAGCAUCACCCCAAUCAACUCCAGCAGCACCAGCACCAGCAUCAGCAGCAUGCUCAUCCCAGCCACCGCCAAAUCCACCCACCACAGCACCUGGCUCCUUCCACGGCAAAGCCGAAUCAGUAGUCUGCUUGAUCCGACCCACAUCCUCGACCAGCUUGGCCAGCUUGGGGUUGGGCACUUCAAACACGAUACUGGUUCCGGAGGAAGAUUCUUGGAGGUGGCCGUUGGGGGCGAUGAAAGUGCGGUUGAGGGUGCAUUGAGGACAGAAGGUUGGGAUGUCGUAGGGAGGUUGGCCGAACUGGCCUUCGCCGAGGGGGCAGAGGGUGGAGGGCAAGGUUUGGAGGGCUGUGGAGCAGAGUUUGAUGUGGGCGAUGGAGUCCUGGUGGCCGCAGCGGGCGAAGGUAGAGAGGAGUCUGAAGCACAUAUCUCGUUGGAGUGUUGGUGGCAAGAUUGGGUCUUGGGUGUUGUUGCGUGAAGCUUUGAUUUUCUUUCUUGAAUGAUGAUUUUAAAGAUGACAUGUAUGGUGAUGGAGGAUGGGGUGGUCUAUGUACCGUAGUGUUGCUUUGUUGAAGGAGCUGUUUGUCUACAGGUGUUGUCACUGAUUCCGUUUGACUGUG
Aureobasidium pullulans EXF-150 is the source of this 1321-nucleotide messenger RNA. RefSeq lists its product as uncharacterized. The record is from RefSeq and is a predicted model, not a curated record. The transcript has a single exon. Bases 379 to 1179 code for a protein of 266 amino acids. NCBI's taxonomy places the organism in Eukaryota, Fungi, Ascomycota, Dothideomycetes, Dothideales, Saccotheciaceae.